Molecule: messenger RNA, 327 nt
Organism: Colletotrichum costaricense
Lineage: Eukaryota; Fungi; Ascomycota; Sordariomycetes; Glomerellales; Glomerellaceae
Exons: 3
Coding region: 1-327 (108 amino acids)
Source: RefSeq, a predicted model, not a curated record
AUGCGUUCCGCCACAUUGCUCCUCGUCAUUUGCAACGUUCCGGCAAUCUUCGCCACUUGCAGGUCCGUCACGCAGCCAUGCACUAAUUUUCAAACUUGCUAUGGGUUGGAAAUGGCAUCGACCUGUGCUUCUGACGAGUACGUGAGUCGCGAAGGAAGUUGCCAGUCUGUAACAUCUGCUACCAACAGUCACGUCACGUGCGAGUGUUGUAAAAAAGAAGUGAAAAAAAACCCGUUCGUCGGGGGUGCUGGGGCGAAACCCAGACCUUUGAAGUUGAAGGCGGCAAGGCAAUCUCGUCUCACAGGAACAAGUGUGUCAGCUAUCUGA